AGCACCCGACGAAGUACCUACAGGAGUACCUCUAGCAGUACCUCGAGUACCACCUCACUUCGAUCCAGGUCCUCCCUCGCGCUGAGGUGCCCUCCCCCCACCACUCAAGGCCGCCCGCCGCCCUCCACCACCACUUCCAGGGCAGCUACCCACCUACCUUACCUACCUACCCUACCUCGUCCUCCCAGCUUGUCCAUCGCCGUUGGGCUACAGCUUCCCUUUCUCCCCUCUUCAGUUCCCAUCUCUCUCUCUUGGCCGACAUCUCUCAGUUUGGUCCCCCUUGUCCAACCUGUCCUGCCACAGCAGCAGCUCUAGGUAAUCUGCCAGCGCUUCCUCUGACAUCUCACCCAACCUCAGAUAUCCGGCAUCUGUCUGGGUCACCUCGCUGCCAGUCGCUUCUCGCACCCCAACGUCAAACAGCCAGACAAACCGGAACAAGAGCGACCGCUUUUGCCCGGCCAGCCCUUCCAUCCGUCUAUCCAGCAUACUAUCGCGUCUGGCCAUCUCCCACCAGACCAGCUUGCGCAAUAAGAAUAGUGCGCAGCCCUCGCUCGCUCGCCCGCCCCGCCCGUGUCGCCUCUCUUUCCCUCCUGUCCCCUUCGCUUUGCAUUUCCUGUUCUUUUGUCACGACAGCAGGACAGGUUAAAUUUCAGAAGGAACGCUGAGCAGAGAAGCAAACAAGAAAAUCCUGAGCAUUUGUUGGCUUCUGUUGCCCCUGCCUGGGUUCACCAACGAUUGAUCGCCUUGAUCGAGUCGGGCAUUCGAUUAGGCUUGGAGACACUAGCCAGCGCAGCACAACACAGCGUCACCCCUUUCCCUCCUUCUCGGGUGGUGUGCUACGACAAUCCCACCAUGGCGACUGUUAGCCGUCAGCCGUUUGCUCCUCUUGACCACACGCGGUUAAAGACACUGACGAGCCUCAAGAACCGACAGAAUGCCCUCUCCACCUCCCCAGUUAAGCGCAAGGCUUCCGAGGUGGUGGACGCCGACGACUCUGAAAAUGUCGACCCAGUGCUCUUCUCCAAGCGGUCAAAGGGAGCCGGCGCUGAUGGAACUGGGUUCGUGAAGCCCUUAUUCAAGCCUUCCAAUUUUGUGAUGACCAAGGCGGCUUCCACCUCCAACCUCUACGGCGCUGCCAGUCUUCCCCCAAGCAAGCUCUCUUCCUCCAAGCCGCGCACCUUUCUUCAGCCAAAAUCACCAGCUUCCCGUCUCAGCACUACCGGCACGCCCAGUCCCCUAACCGCCCCAGCUGGCCGUUCCCCAACCCGCGGCUCCAAGCGGAUUGGCAUUCUCUCUAAGCGCCGCCAUACGCAGCGGAUUGAUCCCCCAUCCUUUGGCCUCGGCACCGGCUCCUCAGUUCCCUUUUCGCUCGAUGCCGCCCUCAAGGGCUCCAUCCCAGCCUACUCUGGCUCUCUGCGGACCUCUGCCGCGCCCGUCCCCGCUGCUGCCCCUGCCUCUUCGGAUUCCUUCCUGCUGUCCACGGGCGGCAUGCAAUCCUCGUGGUUCUUUGACAUCCACGAAGACACGCCGGAACAGGAGAUGACGAACCUUCUUCAGCACGGCACCUGCACCCUUGACAUUAGCAGCGACGAGGAGUCUGAGCGACGCCAGAGUCGCGACCGAGCCGAGGGCAGAGACAAGGAGAACAUUCCCCCUGCCGACGAUAUCUCCCAGACCUCUGCUCGACAGGCCGCCAGAGUGGGCGACGUCGAUGACAUGAUCAUUGAGAAGCAGAGGGGUGCUCUUGUUGAAAUGAAUGCCGCCGACUACUACGCUGAAGGAUGCACCAAGGACAGCGUGGUGCUCGUCCCCUGGGAUGAAGAAGAAGCUGAGACGGUCGUUGGGGACAACGGUCAGUACCAGCAGCAGCAGCAGCACCAGCACCACGUCCUGCCAGAAGAGGGCGAGCAACAAUCGUAUGGCGGAGAGCAGCGGCAGAAACGGACGACACUUGCCGAUGUGGAGUCUGUAAACGUCGACGACAUCAUGGGCAACAGCGACGGAACUUCCCUCAAAGCGGCGGUGCUGGAGCCUAUGGAGGGAACCGGGGAGAGCUUUGAGCUGUGGGAGAGCACCUCAGCCAAAGAAGAAGGUGAUGCUCCUGCUUCUCCUCUGCCCAUGGCUGACGAGAGCCAUGAAAAUCGAGUAGUUGGAGUUGAGUGUGUGGCCUAGAGAGUCCAGUACGCUUUUCUUUUUCUGUCACUUUCUUUGCUCUUGAUAUCGCAGAAGGUGUUUUUCGGGACAUGCGUUUGGUGCUGCGUUUAUUGUUUUGUCUCUUUGUGGAGUCGCUUUGAUGUUUUGCGUUUUCGAACGCCCAUAUAGCUCGGUCCGAGAGCUGGGAGGUUCUGCUCUGAUGGCUAGGUUGGCACAAGGGAAUGGGAAUGCUGCUGUUUUAGGAGUCUAUUUUCGGCUGGCUGGAAAGGAGGCUUGGUCCGGCUCCCGUCAUCUGUCCCGUGGCUUGUUAGACUGGCUUGGGAAGGACGCACGGGCACAUUGUUCCAGACACAACCAAGUUGGCAUUUGUGGAAAUGGAUCUGGUGUUUUCUUGGUGUUGGGGUCUACCUGGGCGGGCGGAACUUUUGUUGACUUUUGGGCAAGGUAUGAUGGAUGGAGGUCUGGUGUUAUGUACAGUUGGAUGGUGGGAUGGGUAAACUAGCUACUUCAUGGUACCGGCACAGGUAAUUUAUUCGCUUUCAACUAUUGACCCAGAUUUCGUAUGAUACC
This is a messenger RNA of Podospora bellae-mahoneyi, 2724 nucleotides long. RefSeq lists its product as uncharacterized. Lineage: Eukaryota; Fungi; Ascomycota; Sordariomycetes; Sordariales; Podosporaceae. The record is from RefSeq and is a predicted model, not a curated record. The transcript is spliced from 2 exons. Bases 853 to 2172 code for a protein of 439 amino acids.